Molecule: messenger RNA, 6577 nt
Organism: Pelmatolapia mariae (spotted tilapia)
Lineage: Eukaryota; Metazoa; Chordata; Actinopteri; Cichliformes; Cichlidae
Gene: cacna1fa
Product: calcium channel, voltage-dependent, L type, alpha 1F subunit a
Exons: 45
Coding region: 75-5981 (1968 amino acids)
Biological process (GO): calcium ion import across plasma membrane
Cellular component (GO): voltage-gated calcium channel complex; membrane
Molecular function (GO): high voltage-gated calcium channel activity
Source: RefSeq, a predicted model, not a curated record
CUCUUGCCUUAACUAGAGUCUGCAAGCCCUUUGACAUUUUCAUUCUUCUUGCCAUUUUUGCCAACUGUGUGGCCAUGGGUGUCACCAAGCCGUUUCCAGAUGAUGAUUCCAACCCUACCAACCACAAACUAGAACAAGUUGAGUACGUCUUUCUCGUCAUCUUCACCAUUGAGACCUUCACUAAAAUUCUUGCCUACGGCUUAGUCAUGCACCCCAGCGCCUACAUACGCAGCGGAUGGAACUUGCUUGAUUUCAUUAUCGUCAUUGUUGGGUUGUUCAGUGUGAUAGCAGAAGCAAUGACAGAUCACAAGCCCGGUGAGGCCCACCAUGCUGCAGGAAAACCUGGAGGCCUGGAUGUCAAAGCUCUCCGAGCGUUCAGAGUGUUACGACCACUUCGACUUGUGUCUGGAGUGCCAAGUUUACAAAUUGUGUUGAACUCCAUCAUGAAAGCCAUGGUGCCCCUGCUCCACAUUGGUAUGCUGGUCAUGUUUGUCAUCAUAAUCUACGCCAUCAUCGGCUUGGAGCUUUUCAUUGGGAGGAUGCACAAGACGUGCUACCUCAUGAGCACAGGUCUCAUGGUGGAUGAUGAUCCAACACCUUGUGCGUUUGCUGGGAAUGGCCGCUUCUGUGUCACUAAUGGGACUGAGUGCAGGGGCAAGUGGGAGGGCCCCAACGGAGGGAUCACAAACUUUGACAAUAUCUUCUUUGCCAUGCUGACAGUUUUCCAGUGCAUCACUAUGGAGGGUUGGACAGAUGUACUCUACUGGAUGAAUGAUGCUAUUGGCUAUGAGAUCCCAUGGAUUUACUUUGUUUCUCUGGUCAUCUUUGGAUCAUUUUUCAUUAUCAAUCUUGUAUUGGGUGUGUUGAGCGGAGAGUUUUCUAAAGAAAGAGAGAAGGCCGUCGCUCGCGGUGAGCUGCAGAAGGCGCAGGAGAGCAAGCAGAUGGAGGAGGACAUGAUAGGAUACAUGGACUGGCUCAUAGAGGCCGAGGAUGUGGACGAAGAAGGAAACAAACGUGCUGCAAUUGCAAAGAAAAAGAUGAUGAAGAAGUUUGGCUGGUAUAAGCACAGUGAGGAUGGAGGAGAGUCAGACUCUGAUGAUGAUAUAGCAUACCUGGAUGAUGAUAGUGGCUUCUGUGCAUCUCUCAUGGCAAAGAUGAUGGCCAAUAGUUUCUGUGACCAGUUGUGCCAGUUGAAUCACACUCUCAGGAAGAACUGCCGUGUUGCAGUAAAGACCACUAACUUCUACUGGUUGGUGCUUCUGUUGGUGUUUCUCAACACUGUGGCCAGCGCUUCAGAGCAUUACGGGCAGCCGAAAUGGCUCACAGAAAUGCAAGAGCGAGCCAAUAAGGUCCUGCUGCUGCUCUUCACUCUGGAGAUGUUGAUGAAGAUGUACGCCUUUGGUCUGCAGAUCUACUUUAUGGCGCUGUUCAAUCGCUUUGAUUGCUUUGUUGUGUGUGGCGGUAUUCUCGAGACACUCCUCGUAGAAUUUGAUGUCAUCCCGCCCAUUGGCAUAUCGGUGCUACGCUGCAUCCGACUGCUCCGGAUAUUUAAGAUGACUCGGCACUGGGCUGCUUUGUCUGAUCUGGUCACUUCACUGCUCAACUCUAUGAAAGCUAUCUGCUCCCUUCUGCUUCUGCUCUUCCUCUUCCUCAUCAUCUUCGCCCUUCUGGGUAUGCAGUUGUUUGGAGGCAAAUUCAACUUUGAUGAGACUCAGAUGAAAAGAAGCACCUUUGACUCAUUCCCUCAGGCGCUGCUCACAUGUUUCCAGAUCCUCACUGGAGAGGACUGGAACGCUGUGAUGUACGAUGGCAUUAUGGCAUACGGAGGGCCAAUAUUCCCUAACAUGGUGGUGUGCAUUUACUUUGUCAUCCUCUUUGUCUGUGGUAACUACAUCCUGCUUAAUGUCUUCUUGGCUAUCGCUGUGGACAACUUGGCAGGAGGUGGUGGGAAGAAAAAAGUCGAAGAGAAAAAGGAAGAUGAAGAAGAGUGGGAUGAAGAUGAAGAGAAAGAGGAUGAAGAUGCAGGGAACGAAGAUGACGACUGGCAGGAAAAUGAGGAGCUGAGAGUCAUCGAAGGUCUGGAGGGAGUGGCUCCUCUAAAGCCCGAUUUCUCCGGACCCAAAGAAAAGAUUGUACCAAUACCCGAUGGAAGCUCCUUCUUCAUUCUUGGAAAGAAAAACUGUUUACGAGUCGCCUGCCACAACCUCAUCCAUCACCCCUACUUCACCAACUUCAUCCUCAUCUUCAUCAUCCUCAGUAGUAUUUCACUGGCUGCUGAGGAUCCCAUUAAAUCCCACUCAUUCAGGAACACUGUGCUGGGAUAUGCUGAUUAUGUAUUCACUUCAGUUUUCACUGUGGAGAUCGUACUUAAGAUGACUGUUUAUGGAGCUUUUCUGCACACUGGCUCCUUCUGUAGAAAUGCCUUCAACCUUCUUGACCUGCUGGUUGUCAGUGUGUCACUCACGUCCUUCUUUCUGCACUCAAGUGCCAUCUCUGUGGUGAAGAUUCUCCGAGUGCUUCGAGUGCUCAGGCCUCUUCGAGCCAUAAACAGAGCCAAGGGAUUAAAGAAUGUGGUGCAGUGCGUGUUUGUGGCGAUCCGCACCAUCGGCAACAUCUUAAUUGUCACAACCCUCCUCCAGUUCAUGUUUGCGUGUAUUGGAGUGCAGCUUUUCAAGGGCAGAUUCUACAGCUGCACUGACGAAGCCAAACACACUCCAGAUGAGUGCAAAGGCACAUUUGUGGUGUAUAAGGAUGGAGAUAUGAAUCACCCCAUGGUCAGGGAACGCAUCUGGGAGAACAGCGAUUUCAACUUUGAUAAUGUGCUAAUGGGAAUGUUGGCUUUAUUCACUGUGUCAACAUUUGAAGGUUGGCCGCAGCUUCUGUACCGGGCCGUCGAUGCCAACGCCAUAAAUCGAGGCCCCAUUUACAACUACAGAGUAGAAAUCUCCAUCUUUUUCAUCAUCUACAUCAUCAUCAUCGCCUUCUUCAUGAUGAACAUAUUUGUGGGUUUUGUCAUCAUUACAUUUCGAGAGCAAGGAGAGGCUGAGUUCAAAAACUGCGAACUCAAUAAAAAUCAGCGUCAGUGCGUGUAUUAUGCAUUGAAAGCUCAACCAAUUAAGAUUUACAUUCCCAAAAACCCAUCCCAGCUCAAAUUCUGGAAAAUCAUCAACUCCAGCCAGUUUGAGUAUGUCAUGUUUGUACUGAUUCUGGGAAACACCCUUACUCUGGCUGUUCAGCAUUAUGAGCAGUCAAAACUAUUCACCUCCAUUAUGGACAUCCUCAACAUGAUCUUCACUGUGGUUUUCACUAUAGAGAUGAUUAUCAAGCUAAUGGCUCUGCGGGCACAUCACUAUUUCAUCGAUCCUUGGAAUUCAUUUGAUGCACUUAUCGUCGUGGGAAGUGUGUUGGACAUUGCAGUGUCUGAAUUUAGCGGCGGAGGCGGUCAUGGUGAGGGUCCCGGGAAAGGAGAAAGUGGAAAAGUAUCCAUCACAUUUUUCCGUCUUUUCCGAGUCUUGAGGUUGGUCAAACUCCUCAGUAAAGGAGAAGGCAUUCGGACUCUUCUCUGGACUUUUGUCAAGUCCCUCCAGGCUUUACCUUACGUUGGCCUCCUCAUUGCCAUGAUCUUCUUUAUCUAUGCUGUGAUCGGCAUGCAGAUGUUUGGGAAGGUGGCUGUUGAUGACGACACACACAUCAACAGAAACUGCAACUUCCAGACUUUCUUUAUGGCUGUUCUGGUACUUUUUAGGUGUGCCACUGGAGAGCAGUGGCAAGAGAUCAUGUUGGCAGCUUUGCCUGGCAGACGCUGCGACCCAGAAGCCGACGUUGAACCUGGUGAAGAGUUCACCUGCGGUAGCAACUUGGCCUACAUUUACUUCAUCAGCUUCUUCAUGCUCUGUGCUUACCUGAUUAUCAACUUGUUCAUUGCUGUCAUCAUGGACAACUUUGAAUAUCUGACAAGAGACUGGACCGUACUCGGCACUCACCAUCUGGACGAGUUUAAGAGAGUUUGGUCUGACUAUGAUCCAGAGGCCACCGGUCGUAUAAAACACAUCGAUGUUGUCACUAUGCUGCGCAGGAUUCAGCCGCCUCUUGGUUUCGGAAAAUUAUGUCCUCAUCGUGUUGCCUGCAAAAGACUGGUUGCCAUGAAUGUUCCCCUGCAUCCUGAUGGCACAGUCACCUUCAACGCUACUCUGUUUGCUCUCGUGCGAACCUCACUGAAGAUUAAGACUGAAGGUCCCAUCGACCAGCAGAAUGAAGAGCUGAAGGUGAUUAUCAAGAAGCUCUGGAAGCGCACUAAACCCAAGCUCAUCGAUGAAGUCAUUCCUCCCCCUAGAGGAGAUGAGGUGACUUGCGGAAAGGUUUAUGCCAGCUUCUUGAUUCAAGACUACUUUAAAAAAUUCCGGAAAAGAAAAGAAAGGGAGAGGAAAUCCAAAAGGAAGGACAAAGCAGCUUCUCUACAGCAAGGGCUGCGGACACUGCAGGAUCUGGCUCCAGAGAUGCGUCUGGCAAUGGCUUCUGAUCUGGAGGAUGAGGAAGGUGGAGGCGAUGAUAUAUUUGAGAGUGGGCCUGAAACGUCAGCAACCCCCACUCCCUCCAGCACACCGAUGCCACCUCUGGACACGCUGGUAGAGCAGACGACUGUAAUCAUGGAACCAGAGCCGCCCAAGAUCUCCAACGGAGGUGUGAUCACAGAGCAGGUGACGGGCUUGAAGGAACACCAGAGACCGGGAUCAGAGCUGGCAGGUGUCAGUGUGGUAACAGAGCAGCCUGUGAGGUCAGAACCCCUCCCAGUGAGGGCGGACUCCAUCAGUGAAUCGCCUCUUCCUCCUCCACCUCCACCUGAGAUUUCAGUUGAAGAAGUCAAAGCCACAGAGGAAGUAUCCGAGCAGGUGUACUUGAGUGAAGGAGAUGCUGCAAGUCUGGCAUCAGUAGACCGGUAUAUGUAUCCAGAGGCUGUUUCCCCAGUACCAACUGAUGCAGGCUACAAUGGCCAGAGUCUGGAAAGAGGCAGCAGCCUUGGCGAAAUACCGUAUGACUCUAAUGGUACCAGUGGCUUCGUUAGCAAUGAUUACACUGACAUCAACAUGAAUGGAGGGAGUGCUGCCACGAGUCCCACUCCCUACACCACAAAUGAAUAUAAUGAGAAUGGAUAUCCAAGAUACAGUGAGAAUGGAAACGGCGUCAUCACCGCCAACGGGAACGGAAGCACAAUGAGCGGCGGCCAUGAAAACGGCAGCAGCAUCGGUUACACUGGAAACGGCUACACUACCAAUGAGAACAGCGGUGCCCAGUUUGUUAGAAGAAGGUUACUUCCUGCUAUUCCAAAAGGUCAUAAACCCGCCUUUAAUUUCCAGUGUCUGAGACCACAGAGCAGCGUAGAUAACCUCCCCAUCCCAGGAAUCUAUCAAGGCAACACAUCUCCAACUAGAUCACGUUUGCAGAACCAGCACAGCCUGGAGUCCCGGCCCAGCAGUGUGUCCUCCAUGUCGUCCACCUCCUGGGCGAACACGGCAGCAGCUGGUGCCACUCCUGUUCCAGGAAUAAUUGCCCCCUCGGCACGCAAGGGCAAGCUCAUCUACACUCCUAUGAUCUUGAUGGAUGAAGCCACAGGUACCAGUCAACCGCUGUGGAAUGACGGUUCUGCCAGCCUUCCUGCAGGAAGGCGCCCCGGCUGGUACCCCGGUCAAACCAGGACGUUCACCAGUGUAAGAAUGCCACCCCCUGUGAACCAGGGCUUCGUAAGCAAAGGCAGCGCAGACAGUCUGGUGGAGUCGAUCUUGAUCUCUGAGGGUCUCGGUGUCUAUGCAAGGGACCCGAAGUUUGUGAACUUUGCUAAGCGGGAGAUUGCUGAAGCCUGCCGCAUGAGCCUGGAUGAAAUGGAGAGCGCAGCUGCUGACUUGAUAGCGCGUGGAGCCACUCAGUCGAUUUCUCGAUUUGAGGAGGAGCUGGCUGAUGAAAUGAACUGUGUGAUUUCUUACUGAGAUCAGUUGAACUGUAAGAGAAAUGUGUGAGAAACUGAGAUGUGAAGUUUGUUUUUUCUUAAAAAAAAGGGAGAAGAAAAUCUUUUGUGUGUGUGUGUGUGUGUUUAAAUCUCUUUUGAAAACAAAAAGAAACAUCCCACAUAUGAGAUUUCUAUCAUGUUGGGUAUGAUGUGCUUUUGUUUGUGAAUGCCAAAAACACACUUUGAUUUUAAGUGUACAUGUCAAUUUGUGACAAAAAUUGUGAUUGCCGCAGAAGAGUCAGCAGGACGCAAGUUCAUUUUCUGCAUUGUGCUCUCGUUUUGUACUCUACUUGAACUGUGGUCACUUUAUACACGUGUGUUCAGCUACAAUCAGGGAAACUAGACUCUGAAAUAAGAGUGUUUUAAAUCUGCACAUGUAGAUCAAAUACUUUUCUUUACUCUUGAUACAACUGAGUAAGACUGUGAGUUUCCAACAGCAUUAGCUUCUUUAGAGAAAUAUUUAAAUAUAAUGAAUAUCCUCUAAGAUGCACAAUGCAAACUUGUGGCGAAAAUGUAAAAAUUAUGUUUUGGAUUCAUUGUGACUGAACGGUUGUGUGGCUAUCCACUGUGCAAAAA